Heterobasidion irregulare TC 32-1 is the source of this 1458-nucleotide messenger RNA. Its product is annotated as major facilitator superfamily tetracycline resistance protein. Lineage: Eukaryota; Fungi; Basidiomycota; Agaricomycetes; Russulales; Bondarzewiaceae. Gene Ontology annotation, molecular function: transmembrane transporter activity. The transcript has 9 exons. The record is from RefSeq and is a predicted model, not a curated record. The coding region runs from base 1 to 1458 and encodes 485 amino acids. Gene Ontology annotation, biological process: transmembrane transport.
AUGCAGCAACCAACUGUAUCGGCUGAAAAACAGUACAGUGUCUUCACGCAGCAUGAGAAGUGGUUUUUGGUUGGUACAGCUUCUGUUGCUGGAGUCUUCAGCCCCCUUACUGCAAACAUAUAUUUCCCAGCCAUUCCUACCAUUGCCUCCCAAUUCCGGAAGUCUAUCGAGAUGAUCAAUUUGACUGUAACCAUUUACAUGGUCAUGCAAGGCAUCUCCCCCAUGUUUUGGGGAACCCUCUCUGACCGUUGGGGUCGUAGGCCCAUGAUCCUCGCUUGCAUGAUUGUUUUGUCUCUGUCAUGCGUAGGGCUGGCUCUCGUCCCCACAUCUGCGUACUGGUUGUUGAUGCUACUUCGGUGUAUCCAAGCAGCCGGGUCGGCCAGCACGAUUGCCCUCGGCGCGGGCGUCAUCGCCGAUAUAGCGUCGCCAUCUGAACGAGGAGGCCUUUUUGGACUGUUCAGCAUGGGGCCGAUGAUAGGACCUUGCCUUGGACCAGUAAUCGGUGGUGGCUUGGCCCAAGGUCUGGGUUGGAGGGCUAUAUUCUGGUUCCUUUGCAUAUCAUCUGCUGCCUGCGCCUUGGUCAUACUUCUCCUUCUACCGGAGACUCUGCGAUCUCUAGUAGGAGAUGGAAGCAUUGUCCCUUCGGCGUUCUAUCGACCUCUCAUUCCUAUCAUAGGCAAGAGCCGCCAACCUACUGCACCUAAUAAUCGGCCUCUGCCGAAGCCAUUCGCAAAUCCACUUCGUCUAUUCACAUAUCCAGAUAUCGUCAUCCUGCUCAUCUUCAAUGGCGUCCUAUAUGCCGUAUUUUACAGCGUGACAACUACAAUAUCCUCUCUCUUUGCAGAUGUCUACCCAUUCUUGGAUCAAACGGACAUCGGACUGUGUUUCCUCGCCAUUGGAGGUGGCAUGGUAUUUGGCUCUGUCAUCACGGGUCGCUUCCUCGACAGGGAUUAUGCUGCUAUUAAGAACAGCAUGAUCAAGAAGGCGCAAUCCGAUCCAGAGAAACGCGAUGUCAAAGAUGUAACAAAGGACGAAAACUUUCCUAUAGAAAUGGCGCGCUUGAGGACGAUGCCAAUCUACGUUGCUGUCUUCGUGGCAUGCACUAUUGGCUACGGCUGGUGUUUGAAAGCUCGCGUGUCGCUCGCAGGUCCAUUGAUCCUACAAAUCAUCAUUGGUUAUGUUACCAAUGCUGUAAUGAAUACGAUUCAAACUCUCCUUUUGGACUUGGCUCCGUCUCAAGGCUCUUCCAUCACCGCUUGCAAUAACCUGAUACGCUGUUCAUUGGGUGCAGCACUCGUCUCCGUGAUAGAUCUCAUUCUAAAGGCAAUGGGACCAGGCUGGACCUAUGUCCUUUUAGGCGGGAUAUGUGUCGCUGUGAGUCCUCUGAUGUGGGUAGAAAUUCGGUGGGGCCCUGUAUGGCGAGAAGGAAGGCGUCGACGGUUGGCGGACCGUAAUUAA